CCAUAAUGUAAGCGUCACUUUGCAUGCAUCAGUCUUCCGGGUUCAGCUGGAAUUUGUUACCAUUUUAUUUGCAAAUUUCUGCUUGAAUAUUUUUACUGUCCACUUCUUAAAGAUCAUCUACAAAAUCUUUUGUUGGCUUUUUGAGAGAAUUUCAGGCAGUCAGUAAGAUUUUGUAGAACAGAUCAGGAUCAUGGAGGGAAAGACUUUGGAAGAACAGCUGAUGCAGGAACGCGGAAUCUUCAUUCAAAAUACUAGCAGAAUCCUUGGGCUGUGCGAAGCUGCUAUACGAUUCCAGCGAGAUCAUUAUGAAAACCUUCUGCGGAAUGCCAAAAUGCAAGAAUCUGGAUCAUCAGUGGUCAUUCCCCAAUCAGGAAGAACCUCCGAACCAGUGGAUUUAUCUCGGAAUGAGCUUGGACCACAAAUGUCGCCACACUCUGCGGAAGUUUACACCGUCGUUUCAGAAAAGGAACGAGCCGAACGACCCUGGAUAAAUGAGAAGAACCAGAUGAAAGCCGAACCCCUUUCGCCAUCCACUGACUGGGAGUCUGUCUGUGCCGAUGCUUCGUCCAUGUCGAUUCUGGAUAUCACUACAAGUAUUUCUACGCAAAUUGUCGAACACAAGCCUGAUUGUGCCGAUACGUCUUCGAUGUCGAUUCUGGAUAAGACAGCGAGUAUUGCUAUGGGCGCGUCUGAAAUGGAUGGUGUAAGCGAUGUUGUGACUCUUGGAAGUGAGAAAGAAGAAAUUAUUACGAACGAUGAAGUAGAGAUCGACAGUAUCGUGGAAUAUGAUAGUGACGCUAUUCCCGUGGAAAGCAGUCUAGAAAACGAUGAUGAGGAAGAAUUGGAGAGCGUGGAAUGUACAAUGGAAGACGAUGCGGAAUCGUUUACCAUGGUUGAGGAAGGGAAAACAUCAGAACUACAUGGCAAAGAUUAUCCAGCUGAAGAGGAAGAAGAGGAAAGCCCGUCUCAGUUGUCAGAGGAUAUCGCGCAGAUGGUUUUGAAAAGGAUUCAGGCUUUGGAAGAUGAAAAUGCUGCCCUGCGUCAGGAUCUGCAGGAAGCUUUCUCUGAGAUCGCAUCGCUGAAAAAAGAGAAAAACCUCGUUACGGAUAUGCACGCAGAGGAGAUGGAUGAUAUACGAGCUGAAUUGGACGAAUUGCGCCACGCCCAGUCAGUAAAUUCUGCAAAACACGCGGAAGAUCUGCGUUCCCGGUCAGAAGAAAUCUUCAGCUGCGUUGAAAAAGUCCAAGGAACACUGGAGCAGCGAUAUGCGAGCAUGGAAGCAGAAUUUGGGAAUAAGUUGCAGAACUUGAACGAAGCCAUCUUAAAGGAAUGCACGGACACUUUCGUCUGCCGCAGCGAUUACGAUUAUGACUGGGAAGCCGAAUUGAAUGAUAAAGAAACUCGGAAAACAGAAAUUUUGAACGAGAUUGAAACCAAGAUUCAGGACUGUAACAAGCGAACGAAGGACACCUGGAAACAGUGUUUAGCAAGCCACGGAGAUCAAAUUGACAAAGUUCGGGGCCAGGUGGAAGCGUUGAGAAAAGAUGUGAAGAAAGCCAACUCGUUCAUGGAAAGCCAGCCAUGCAUCAGUCAAUUGGUCCAACGCAGUGACUAUGAAUCCGACAAGGCAGUCAACUACAUCUACAUCAAGACCCAGUGUGACAAAACUGCGCAGGGUUGCCUCAAACAAAUGGAAGACGUCUGCAAAAAGGCUUCAUCAACCCACAACAGCGAGGUUCAAAAUUUGCGCACCGAUGUUGAUUCUUUGAAGAAGGAAAUAACAAAUGCCAGGCGUCUUUCAUUGCCCGCUGUGGCGCCUUCCUUGCCGGCCACUCCGCGAAUGAGUGCCUUGGUGGCCAUGGUGAAGAUGGUUAUCUCUCUGGGUGGAAAGCAGAUGGACCCUAUUCUUCUGAAAAUAUGAUCGGAUGUCAUCCCGGAAAUUGCUGAUGACUUUUACAAUAUGAGCAUUGGUCAGCACAAAGCUUACAACUUCACGGGAGGGGAUAUCUUCCGUGUAAUGCCGGAACGAGCCGUUUGGUUCCGCCCGAAAGGAUAUCAAGGCACAACGGGUAGCCGUGGCCAGCUCAGCCAUCGCCCAACAUUCCCGGCAGAGGUUCCUGUUGCUUCUCUCGCGCACUCAGUAGCCGGGUUGAUUUCGGUAUCCAAAGAUAAUUGGCCUUGUUUUAUGAUAACCCUCUCGCCGAUGCCGUGGCUGGAUGGCGUCAAUGUGAUUGUUGGGGAAAUACUGCAGGGUCUGGAGACUGUUCGAAAGCUAGGCUCGUAUGAGGCCUGUGGGAUGCCGAUCACCAUUGUACAAUGCAGUGGAUUAUAACAAUGUUGUUGGUGUCGGCAUGGCGAGCGCUUCUCGUAUUCCUGGUUCGCUUUUACCACGGAGCUGUUGUUUGACUGUUAUCUUUGUAAAUUGUACGUUUCAUUUUUGUGUAGCGAUUGACCAGCGCAUUUAUGUCAAGUAUUUGGAUGGCAUUGCACGAUGGUUUAGGCUUUAGCUGUGCACAGUCGUUUGCAUUGGAUUUUGAAUAUUUUCACAAACCGCGACAUACCACCUUUCGUUAUUUUAUGUCUUACUCGUAACUAUUUUGUAUUUUCUCAAUUCUUGUCUCUAAUAUGUGAUAAGUACAGUAUGUAUUGAAAAGCAGUAAAAUGUGUAUUGA
Molecule: messenger RNA, 2672 nt
Organism: Paramacrobiotus metropolitanus
Lineage: Eukaryota; Metazoa; Tardigrada; Eutardigrada; Parachela; Macrobiotidae
Exons: 13
Coding region: 191-1921 (576 amino acids)
Source: RefSeq, a predicted model, not a curated record